AUGCUGAACGUCAAAAUUCCCCGCUCCAUGGAGCUGUCGAACAUCACCAACUGCCACCAGCUGAACGUGGUCGUCGGCCAGCUGGCCAACAGCACCGAUUCAAUUGUCGACAGCCAGGUAGUUGGUCUGGAGUCGGAGGCUAGUACGGCGAGAACAAACGCCGCUGAUGAUAGUGGAACUUCAACUGCCAAGAACAACGACGACGAAAGCUCUGGCCCGACAACAACACCAUCACCACCAUCCACCGAAGUGGUCACCACAACAGUGCCACCACCACCACCACCUUCAACAUCAUCAGCCGAGCUAUCAUCAACGACAUCAUCAUUAUCACCAGUGACCACCACUGCUACUAGUGCUGCACCAGAAACGACAGCGACGAGUGCACCGAGCACUGAAACUGUUUCGACUUCAACUGUCGCUUCGGUUGCUGGUGACAACAACAGUCAGUCGACCACUGUCAGCGCACCCGAAGAGCUCUCAACGCCCGAACAGAAACCGGUCGUGGGCGCCACAAAUUAA
Messenger RNA from Rhagoletis zephyria (snowberry fruit fly), 519 nucleotides. RefSeq names its product cell wall protein RTB1-like. Lineage: Eukaryota; Metazoa; Arthropoda; Insecta; Diptera; Tephritidae. The record is from RefSeq and is a predicted model, not a curated record.